Molecule: messenger RNA, 866 nt
Organism: Prorocentrum cordatum
Lineage: Eukaryota; Dinophyceae; Prorocentrales; Prorocentraceae
Source: the annotation of a GenBank genome assembly
CGCCACUGGGCCACCAAUCUAUGCAGCGCGAUCGAGACUGUUUUUGACACCAAGUCGACCGUCGAUGCGCCGCCUCAGCCCCACUGAGGACUUGCAAUAAAACGUAUCACAGCAAACUGUGCUCAAUGGAAGGAUGUGCAACGUAAGUUGAUGAGAGCUGUUGGAACGGUUAGGGUAGAGGGUGUAAAGUGGAACUGCGCACUGCUGACACGAACACGGAGCCCACACUCACUUGCUGCGAUGCCCAAGUUGACGGCUCGGCUCGCCGAGCUAUGACCUGGGCGGCGACUGAGAUCCAAGCAUGGACAACAUCGGUGUAAACAAAUGCGGCCCAGGGUCCAGCAGUAAUACAACAAACACAAUGGACACCUCACCAUCCCGUACAAACGAUCGCCUGUGCAUCCACGUGCGCACGUGCACAGCACACAGACAGGACCCGCACCAUGCUUUCACUUGCUCGAGGCCAGGCGAGACAUGUGAUCAGAUCCCAAAGCACUAUACACAAUGCUGCAUGGAGUUGCAUCUUCGCAAGGGCAGCGCUCAAGGGGCGGGUCCUUGGUCGUACGUAUCCAAGGGCUCCGAGGGCGUCCAAGGCCUGAACUCGUGUGGCGAAUUCGCUAGAUGAGUGCCGCUGAGUCGAGGAUACAUUUUCCCGAAGCGUACCCUAGAAAGCGACACUGACACGAAAGCUACGGCAAGGCGUGUAUACGACGGAGCAAACCAGAACGACGUACCCCUCAACAGUAUGCGCUGACGUGCUGCGUGCUUGCCACCUUCAGCGGCACACGGGCGGGAGAAACUUGCCAGGCGAACCCCCCAGCACUCUGUAAACGGGGGCGGGGCGCCGUGCGGACGCAGCCACUGGG